AGAAUUGCAAAAUUUGGCCAUCUGAGAGACGAAGACUGAUUUGUACGCAUCAAACCUCGAAUGCUCACUCUGUUCUUGACGACAUGAGCUAAUUUCUCUUCAUAGGAGAGAGAAAAAUAAGCAAUCAAUGGUGUUGGUUUUGGCAAUUGGGGAUUUACACAUCCCACAUAGAGCACCUGAUCUCCCUGCCAAAUUCAAGUCUAUGCUUGUUCCUGGAAAGAUUCAACACGUAAUCUGUACUGGUAAUCUUUGCAUCAAAGAAGUACAUGACUACUUAAAAACAAUUUGUCCAGAUCUCCAUAUUACUCGAGGAGAAUAUGAUGAAGAUGCACGUUAUCCAGAGACAAAAACCCUAACAAUUGGUCAAUUCAAGCUUGGACUUUGUCAUGGUCACCAGGUCAUUCCAUGGGGAGACUUGGACUCCUUAGCUAUGCUUCAGAGGCAGUUGGAUGUGGACAUCCUCGUGACUGGGCACACACAUCAAUUUACUGCAUACAAGCACGAAGGUGGUGUUGUCAUAAAUCCAGGAUCUGCCACGGGUGCGUACAGCAGCAUCACCUAUGAUGUAAAUCCAAGCUUUGUUCUGAUGGACAUUGACGGGCUGCGUGUGGUAGUUUACGUUUAUGAGCUGAUUGAUGGGGAAGUUAAGGUGGAUAAGAUUGAUUUCAAGAAGACAACUGCUCCUCAAUCUCCUCACUGACUCAAAAGAUCUUUGUAGAUGUGCCUGCCUUCUUCCCUGGAACCUGAAACUGACUUGUGCUUUUUUCUUAAAUUUUCCUUGUCUGAAAAAAGUUGUCUUGAAAUGGUUAUGAAAAGCUUUUAAUAGGUCAAAAUAGGUUUUUCAUUUGUGAGUAUAACCCGAUUUUGUACUUUAUUGUUUGGUUUGAGUUUUUUAUCUUGAAUUUAAUUGUCCGAAUUAUCUGCAGCAACUUUACUGUAGUUCUACGAAGUUGAUAGUAAAAUUUACCAUGCUUAUAGUAGGGCUGUAUGCUGCAGCAACUUUACUGUAGUUCUAUGAAGUUGAUAGUAAAAUUUACCAUGCUUAUAGUA
Messenger RNA from Chenopodium quinoa (quinoa), 1050 nucleotides. Its product is annotated as vacuolar protein sorting-associated protein 29. Lineage: Eukaryota; Viridiplantae; Streptophyta; Magnoliopsida; Caryophyllales; Amaranthaceae. Bases 128 to 700 code for a protein of 190 amino acids. The transcript has 3 exons. Gene Ontology annotation, biological process: intracellular protein transport; retrograde transport, endosome to Golgi. Gene Ontology annotation, cellular component: endosome; retromer complex. The record is from RefSeq and is a predicted model, not a curated record.